Molecule: messenger RNA, 1560 nt
Organism: Prunus armeniaca (apricot)
Lineage: Eukaryota; Viridiplantae; Streptophyta; Magnoliopsida; Rosales; Rosaceae
Source: the annotation of a GenBank genome assembly
AUGGACCAACAGAAUGCUCACAUACAAGUUUGUGAGGCGGUGGUUUCAACCUUUAAAUACAUUCGUUUCAUAGGACCAACUCUGAAGAUGCUAAAUCCCUUGCAAUUAUUGCAAGAGCUAAAUGAAAGCUCCUCCUUUUUGCAACCUUUGGCCUUCACACUGCUGGCCAUUUUCCUUGUCCUCCUAUACACAUGGUACUCUUCGACUAAAACCACCACCCAAAAAUCAACACAACCACCUUCUCCGCCAAAGCUACCUAUCAUUGGAAACCUUCACCAGAUAGGCUCGUACCCUCAUCGCUCACUUCAAGCCUUGUCCCAACGCCAUGGCCCUCUCAUGCUUCUCCACUUUGGAAGUGUCCCGGUGCUUGUUGUCUCUUCAGCUGAGGCAGCCCGGGAGAUCUUGAAAACUCAUGACCUCGUGUUUUCUGAUCGACCCAAGUCCACCAUCUUUGAGAAGCUUCUCUACAACUACAAAGAUGUCUCAAGCGCGCCGUAUGGUGAGUAUUGGAGGCAGGUGAGAAGUAUAUGUGUUUUAAAUCUUUUGAGCAACAGAAGGGUUCGGUCUUUUCGUUCUGUGAGGGAAGAGGAAACCAAAUCCAUGAUCAGAAACAUAAAGGACUCAUCAUCAUCUGUUUUGAAUCUAAGUGAAAUGUUUGUGAGGCUUACUAAUGAUGUAGUGUGUAGAGUGGCUCUAGGGAGGAAGUACAGUGAUGGGGAAGGCGGGGAAAGUGGGAGGAUGUUUAAGGAGAUUUUAGGGGAGUUCGGUGACUUACUGGGAACUGUUAAUAUUGGGGACUAUGUCCCAUGGCUUUCUUGGUUGAGCCAUGUCAAUGGUUUGGGAGCCAAGUUAGACAAGGUGGCUAAGCAGUUGGAUGACUUUAUAGAUACAAAAGAAAACUUGGCUGGCAUUCCUAUUGAUAGAGUUAGUGUAAAGGGUAUCAUCUUGGACAUGUUUGCUGCUGGCACUGAUACCACAUAUACUGCCUUAGAGUGGGCAAUGACUGAGCUUUUAAGGCAUCCAAGGGUCAUGAACAAAUUGCAGAAUGAGGUAAGGGGAAUAGUUGGAAACAAAACAGACGUAAUUACAGAGGAUGAUUUGGUUGAAAUGCACUACUUGAAGGCAGUGACGAAGGAGACUCUUCGCUUACAUCCACCAGUUCCAUUACUAGUUCCCAGGAUGUCAACCCAAGAUGUAGAAGUAAAUGGCUACAACAUUAAAGCCAACACACAAGUUUUCAUCAGCGCAUGGCAAAUCGGAAGAGAUCCCAAGGUGUAUAACAAACCAGAGGAGUAUGAGCCAGAAAGGUUCUUGAAUAAUGGUAUAGAUUACAAAGGGAAUGACUUUGAAUUGAUUCCAUUUGGAGCUGGUAGGAGGGUCUGCCCAGGAAUUCAGUUUGCCAUGGCUGUUAAUGAAAUUGCCUUAGCAAGCAUCGUGCAAAAGUUCGAUUGGGCAUUGCCCGGUGAAGCAAGUGGGGAGGAUUUAGACAUGACAGAAACCACUGGUAUGACCGCACAUAAAAAAUGUCCUCUCAAAGCUGUUGCUUUUCCACACUUUUAA